Messenger RNA from Punctularia strigosozonata HHB-11173 SS5, 852 nucleotides. RefSeq lists its product as uncharacterized. The record is from RefSeq and is a predicted model, not a curated record. The transcript has 19 exons. Bases 1 to 852 code for a protein of 283 amino acids. Lineage: Eukaryota; Fungi; Basidiomycota; Agaricomycetes; Corticiales; Punctulariaceae.
AUGCCCUUCGUGCUCGGGAGUGCGACAAGCCUUUAUAACCCCACGUCCUGGAUGAUCGCUGAGUCACCUCGUGCAGCCAUCGUCUGGACAUCUCGGCGGUGCGGAAUGGCUCUUAUCGCCCUGGAUGGCCUACUUGGCGCCUCUCUCAUUGGGGUGCUUGUUUCGGCCGUAGUGUUCGGCAUUACGUGCCUCCAGAUAUACUUAUACUUCACGGAACAUUCCCAGAACGAUUCGACCCUCUUGAAGGCAUUCGUUCUCAUCCUAUUCUUCUUGGAUACAUUGCACCUCGCGCUUCUCAGUCAUUCUAUCUACUUCUAUACUGUAUCAUGCUUCGGAGACUAUUUCGCUCUCACGGUUGCUACCUGGUCCCUCUUGGUGCAAAUACCAAUCAGCAGCAUCGUGACUUUAUCUGUGCAAUUGUUUUUUGCGUAUCGUAUCCACAAACUUAGUGAUGGCCAUAACUGGUGGAUGCCGCUGGCGAUCUGCGUACUGGCUGCAGGAGAGAUGGCGGCGGGCAUAGGCAUGACUACGGUUGGAUUCAUCAUCAGGAAAUUCGCCUUCGAAGAUAGAAUCGUCAGCUGGGCUGCGAGCGGUUUGACAGCGGGAUUUGUGUGCGAUACAAUGAUCACCACGGGAAUGGUACACUACCUGAAUCGAAACCAAUCACAGUUCCCGAGAACACAGAAAGCUGUCAGCAUGCUCACCAAUUAUGCGUUGAAUACGGGGCUGAUAACCACCAUCCUUGCGCUGAUUACUCUGAUCGUGCUUCUCACUCACCACGAAGAACUAAUCUACGCGCCGUUUUACUUCAUGCUCGCUCGCGUGUAUGCUUGUUCCUUCAUGUCCGCGUAG